AUGGUGAAGCGUGUGCGUGAAGACGAUGAUGUCAGCCACGAUUUCAGAAGCAAGCGUUCAAAGCCUCUCUACACAGAUCAUCUAUCUAGACUGCCCGACGAAGUCAAGCUAAGAGUUUUCUCAUUUCUGACUGUAUCAGAUUUAUUGCGUUGUGAGGAAAUCUCACGUGAAUAUCGAUCGCUUGCGAGAGAUGGCUCACUAUGGAAGGCCCAUUAUUACAGGGAUUCUACUCGACCACGAAGGAAGCAGACAGCUGGGAUGCGAGACAUAGGCUUUGACCAAAUCUUGAAAGGAACGACAUGGAAAUGGCGUUACAAGCUCCGCCAUAACUGGAAUAAAGGCUCGUGUACGAUGAAGGAAGUCCACGUUGCUGCAGAAUCGAGCAUACCUCCAAUGUUGGUGCAAUUACAUGAAGGUACUAUCUACAUGGUCGAUCGGACACAGGGACUUCGGGCCUGGUCAGUGAAAUCGCACUCUCUCGUGGCCCACCUUCCAAUUUCGAGAGAAGCGACCCCGACUUCAUUAGCUGUCUGCAUAACGGCCCAACAGUCUUCCACCUCUAUCGUGGUAGUUGGGCAUGAAAAUGGCACUUUCGCAGUAUAUUCACUGCAGAAGGACUCUUCAACAUUCACUCACUGCUACAGUCACAACGAUGGGUCAAACGAUGCGGUCGUCACGGCCAUUGCUCUUUCGUGGCCGUAUGUGGUCACACUGACAGCUACACAGAAGCUCAGUUUGUGGAAGUUCGGGUCCCGGCGUGGAGACUCGACGCAUUCUAAGACAGCAUCGCAUACAUAUGCGCCACCGGCCGCAUUGCACACGCUUACGUCGCGCAGCAUCUGGCCUCCACUUUCGACUUCGAUCAGGGAAUCAAAAUCUUCGAUCACUGUAUCGCUCGGGUUCGCACUGCCCACUUAUCUAUCCGGAUGGACUGUUGGCAUCCAAGAAAUUGUUGUGGACCUGGAAGGAAAGCUAUUGGAUUCUCGCAUCGCAUCGGCAAUCGAGGAGCAUUUUCGACCGCUCACCUUCGCAUCACGGCCGAUGUUUCCACACAUCGCCUCGUUUCAACCUAGCUUUCCUGGGAUAACGUCUGCAAGAGAAUUACGGCACAUACAUUCAAAGCCGAUCUCGCUGUCAUAUACGCAUCCGUAUCUGCUCGUGUCUCAUCCCGACAACACCUUGGCGGUAUAUCUCGUGACCUCAACAGCGGAGUCACUGUCGGUGAGUCCAGGGAGCAGACUCUGGGGGCAUACCUCGUCCGUUUCCGGUGCUCACAUUGGUGGACGCGGUAGAGCAGUCUCCAUAAGCAGAAGAGGAGAUGAGCUCCGUGUUUGGGAGCUCGAAGGAGGCUUAACAUCUAUGGUGGCCAAGAAGCGUCUUACGGAUCGUGGUUUGGGAAUCAAGGUUAGACCGGGCCAAAAGGCACAUAUUGACCACACGAGCACUCCGAAGAUAUCUGCUAGUGGAGAUGAUACAGAUCGUUCAUCUCAACAACCACUAUCAGAGCUCUCGGUCACACGAGGCUGGAUCGGGUUUGACGACGAGAACGUCGUAUUCCUGAGAGAGGACGGUCAAGGAAAGCAGGUUUUGGUUAUCUGCAACUUUUCUUGA
Messenger RNA from Dissoconium aciculare CBS 342.82, 1611 nucleotides. RefSeq lists its product as uncharacterized. NCBI's taxonomy places the organism in Eukaryota, Fungi, Ascomycota, Dothideomycetes, Mycosphaerellales, Dissoconiaceae. The transcript is spliced from 3 exons. The record is from RefSeq and is a predicted model, not a curated record. Gene Ontology annotation, molecular function: protein binding. The coding region runs from base 1 to 1611 and encodes 536 amino acids.